AUGACAUCAGCAUUUCCUCCAGUGCCUAAACGAUUAGGCAUUUUGCGUGCCAAACAAAAAAAAGGACCAACCAUUGAACACAAGGACAGCAAGAUGGCAAAACGUGCGGCCGGCUUUCUCAUAUUUCGUCGGCUGCGCGAACGUAUCGAGUAUCUAAUGCUGCAAGCGUCGUACGGCCAGCAUCACUGGUCGCCACCGAAAGGGCACGUCGAUCCGGGAGAAGAUGAUUACGCGACAGCCCUGCGAGAAACGACUGAGGAAGCCGGCUACACCGAAAGUGACCUAAAUGUGCAUCGGAAGCAAUCGUGCACACUCGAGUACAAAGUGAAGGGACAUGAUAAGGUGGUCGUGUACUGGCUGGCGGAACUGCGCAAUCCUUCGCAGGAAGCGAAGCUGUCCGACGAGCACCAGGACAUGAAGUGGCUGGACUGUGAUGCAGCGAUCCAGAUUGCGGGCUACGAAGAUUUCGCAAAGAUGGUACGCCAAUUUGAUGCUAAAAUUAAGGCAAACGAGCUGUGAAUCGAAGGU
Messenger RNA from Anopheles maculipalpis, 528 nucleotides. It is a transcript of the gene Apf, whose product is annotated as bis(5'-nucleosyl)-tetraphosphatase [asymmetrical]. The record is from RefSeq and is a predicted model, not a curated record. Lineage: Eukaryota; Metazoa; Arthropoda; Insecta; Diptera; Culicidae. Gene Ontology annotation, biological process: AMP biosynthetic process; ATP biosynthetic process. The transcript is spliced from 3 exons. Bases 1 to 519 code for a protein of 172 amino acids. Gene Ontology annotation, molecular function: bis(5'-nucleosyl)-tetraphosphatase (asymmetrical) activity.